Messenger RNA from Neodiprion virginianus, 7873 nucleotides. RefSeq lists its product as uncharacterized. Lineage: Eukaryota; Metazoa; Arthropoda; Insecta; Hymenoptera; Diprionidae. Gene Ontology annotation, molecular function: protein binding. The transcript is spliced from 4 exons. Gene Ontology annotation, cellular component: plasma membrane. Bases 965 to 7348 code for a protein of 2127 amino acids. The record is from RefSeq and is a predicted model, not a curated record.
CGAGCGAUUCUAUAAAUAGUUGGCCUGGCAUCGCGCAGUAUAAGUCGACCUUGUCCUUUCGCUUAUAUAAAACCUUCGGCCGCGAAUUGCAGCUUCAUUUGAUCCCGGUCUGUCAGUAGGCGCGUAUAGACUCCCUCGCACUAAUCCGAACGACAAAUAAGAGACGAGGAAUUAGGUGAGCAGUUACAAAAACGGAUUCACCACGCGCUUUUUCAUCCGUCAACAGUGAGUUUAACACGGUUCGGAUUAUCCCUGCGGUAUUGAAAAAGGAAAAAAGUGAGCACUACUUCGGAACUGUGGACCUUGGCCAAAAUACAUUUGUUAUACAAGAUGGCCUGUUAUUCAUCAACGACAAAAAAAAACACCUUCCCUUGGAUUUAAUCGGCGAGUUUAACGAAACUCUCUCGGAUCUGCAGGGCGGGGUGUUGGAUGUGCGCCGUUCCUUAUUCUUAACGAAUUUUCCGACAUCGAUCACCUGUGGGCGGCACGCCAUUGAACACGAUCAAGGUCCACGCAUCCAGAAAGAUUGAGCUUCCGCGUGAAGAAUAAUGAGAAGAACAUGAAUUCCUUGCAAUGCAUCGCAGUGUGGGACCAGCGGGAAAUCGAUUAGCAUAAGUGACGAUUUAAAGGCGUGUAUACGAUAACCCAGCGACGUUUUAAACUACCCAGCGUGACGCGUGGGUGGAUCGAUUGAAUUGUAAAACGUACCCGUGGGUGAUAUAACCUUGACGAAUUUAUGGAGACGAUGAAAAAGUGGUGUAGCUGAAAAAGCCGUCCAACAGUUUCAAGGAAUAACAAGUCGAAGCACAAGUGUUGGCAGAUAAGCAAACAACGUAUGCUUGAUUGACUUUCCGCGUAUAUCUCGUCUCUUCGCGUAAGGAAAUCCCACUAUCGCAUGGAUCUGGACUACCACAUUGUUGGGGAAUUCUAAAGCUGUUGACGUGAUUGAAUCUGACCGUUUGAGAUGACGUCGAAGAUGACGAAGAGUCACAUUUUCACCUCAUUUGUCCUCGCGUUCUUGGCGACGGUCUCCUCAGCCAACGCUGACGGCGGUAAAUGCGAAAUGCUACUGCCCCAGGAUGGCAGAUCUAUCGUGUAUUCGUGCGUCGAGGCGACCCUUGAUCACCUCCAGAGUAUUCCGAGUGAAGCCGAGUGGAUACAAUUCUCAGUUUCGAAAUUACCAAACAUUCCGAAAGGGGCGUUUUCCAGGUUCAACCUGCGCAGAUUAUCCUUCUACAACUGCGACGUGAGGCACAUCGAUCCAGAGGCCUUCGAAGGCCUCGUCAACCUCAGAUGGCUGACCUUCUAUGGAUUGACCGUAAAUGUUAUCAGAGCGUCCUGGUUCAAAGGCUUGACGAGCCUCACCCACCUUUCGAUGGAGAACAACCAAAUCAUGUACAUCGAGCCAACCGUAUUCCUGCGCAUCCCCAAUCUCGAAUAUUUGAACAUUGAGAACAACGAGUUGAGCUGUUUACCGUACCACGCCCUGACGCCGUUGAGGAAACUCAGAAACAUGCGAACCCGUAAGAACCCAUGGCUUUGUCAUUGCUACAUGGAGCUCGUAGUUUGGAUGGCGAAUCGUCAGAUAAACAUGGGAGCAAAAGAUGCGCUGUCGAAAUUCAAAUAUGAGUGCAUGGAAGAUUUUGGCCCCAGAUCAAGCAUCUCGGAAUUACACACGUACAAAUGGACCGCAUUGAGCAGCGAGGAGUACCAAAAAAUGUACAAAAAUGCAUCGUCAUCGCAAACGGAGUAUGUUUCAUUGAGCUCAACGGAGUUAUCCAGGAUCCCAGAUAACACGGAAUCGAUAAAUUUUGAAAGAACUAAGAUAAGAAUGAUAGAAGACUUCGCCUUCUUCCGAUUUGGGAACAGCUUGAGAAGCCUUAACUUCAGCAGCUGCAGUAUAAAUCAAAUUGAGCCGGAAGCUUUUGUCGGGUUGUCAAAACUGGAGCAACUCGUUCUCUUCAAUAACAGCAUUAAUGAGGUCAAGUCUGAAUGGUUCAAAGAUCUUUACGGAUUGAAGGAACUCGUGUUGGAUGGUAAUUUGAUAACACAUAUACCGCAAAGUCUGUUUCAAUCACUUGGAAAUAUAGAAACUUUGAGUCUCAAUGGCAACAAAAUACAGUGCCUUUCCACCGAUUCAUUUUCGUUUCUAAAGAAACUCAAAAGAGUGAACAUUGAGGACAAUCCGUGGGUCUGUGACUGCCAGAAAGAGUUUAGAGCUUGGUUGGAUAAGAAACAAAUCGGGUACAAAAUGUCUACUGGAAAAUGUACGAAUGAAAAGAUCGAAAAAAAUCUGCAUCGAUCUGAAACGGAAUAUGAGAGCGGUGUAAAUAAGUCUGGAAGCGUGGUAACAGAAAUUAAAAAUCAAGAGGCCGAAACGACCCACGGCUCUGUGAUUCAGUCCAACGAAGGCUUUCCUACACACUUUGGAAACUAUCACGAAGAACAGAACGAAGAGAUCGCAAAAAACGAAGCUCAACACGAACAAAAUAAAAAAAUCACCAGUUAUGAACACUACCUCAAUAUAACAGAACGGCAACAGCAACAAUCAGAAUAUAAAAUGCAACAGCAGCAUUCACAGAAAACCAUGCAACAGCAACAAUCAGAAUAUAAAAUGCAACAGCAGCAUUCACAGCAAACCAUGCAACAGCAGCAGCAGCAGCAGCAGCAGCAGCGGCAGCAGGAGCUAAUACAACCGCAAUCACAACAAACGAUACAAAUGCAAGAACAUCGCGAACAAAAUUGGAAAACACACAAUUGGGAAUAUAAACCACGUCCUCAGACUGGCUGCACUGCAUUAGGGACAAAUCUGGAUAGUUUUACAGAGAUAUCGCGAAAAGACUUUGGACCUCCGGGAGAUUGUCGAAUAGUAAAAUCGCGAUGGUCUUUUGUUAGAAGAUCGUACUUGUGUUCAGAUGCAACACUAUCGAAUUUGAGUAGGAUUCCUGAGCAGGCUGAAUCAAUAACAGUUCAGAACUCUGUGAUACCCCACUUGCUCGAUAAUACAUUUGCCCGCUUCGGAGGUAACCUCCGAGUUCUCGAGCUAAUAAAUUGCAGCAUCCAGCACAUAACACCUCGAGCUUUUGCGGGGCUGGUGAACUUGCAAGAACUUAAUCUCAACCUGAAUUACAUCACGGAGGUACGAACUUCCUGGUUUGAGGCCAUGCCUUCUUUAAGACGGCUCAGUUUGUCGUGCAAUCAUAUCCAACGAGUCGAAAACGGUGUGUUUUUCUUAUUGAAAAAACUCGAAUAUCUUGAGAUAAGAAAUAACCGACUGAAUUCAAUCGGAACCGAAUCAGUCUCGUCCAUGUCGAGCAUGCGCGUAAUGGCCAUCGAUAAUAAUCCGUGGUCCUGCCUCAACCUACAUAAGCUGGUCGAAUGGAUGGAUAGUCGUGACAUAUAUUACGACAAGAAUCGUUUGAAGCUAGGUUCACACUGGGAUUGUAUAGGAAGCAGUACUGUAUACUCACGUGACGGGAGCAACGUUACAACAGGUGGAAUCCCAGGAAGUACUUCCACGACUUCUCCAACACUUCCAUCACUUCCACCACCACCGCCCCAUCCGCUACGAUCCUAUCGAUGCACCUUCGACCUAAAUAGUCAGUACGGUAUCAACAGCCGUGAAUGCGUUGGUGGUGAUCUGCAUAUUCUGGAGGAAAUCCCGAGUAACGCUGAGAGAAUCAAGAUCACAAAUGCCAUGAUUCCACAAUUACCAGCUGACGCCUUUGCUCGAUUCACAAACUUAAGGGAGUUGCUGUUCUACAACUGUAGCAUUGAAGAUAUCGAUCAGUUCGCGUUCCGUGGAUUGCGUAAAUUGCAGCUGCUAACUUUAGUUGAUAACAGAAUACCGAUUGUCAGAUCGGCAUGGUUCUCUGAACUCAACGCACUGACUAAACUUCAACUGGCGAGAAACUCCGUGACGGAAAUUGAGGCCGACACUUUCAGCCAUCUGCAGAAUCUGCAGGAACUUUCCCUGAAGGACAACAAAAUCGAUUGCAUCUACACAGAAUCGUUGAGUCCUUUGAAAAAUCUUAAGGUAGCGUCGUUUGAAGAGAAUCCGUGGAAAUGGGGAUGUCUGAAGGGAUUGGAAGACUUCGUUCAAAGACGUAACGUCAGUGCUACAAAGUUCGAUACUUAUCACGGUAGAGUUAUAAAUUGCGGCAUAUGUUACACAAAAGAAGGCACGGCAUCGCCUAUCACGAAUUCGAAAGGAACUACGAACACUUCGAUCUCGGCGGUCAAUGUGAUAUGCGUCUCCAUAGCUAUGCUUAUUUUCACCAAGUUCGCAUCGACCAUGAAGACAAUCGUUUCUACAAUAACUUGGCUGCUUUUGGUCAUCGCUUUUUGUACCGCGGUCAACAAUAGGUGCAAAAUCGUAACGACUGACGACAACAGAAACAGCGUAUACUCUUGCGUCCAGGCUACUUUCGACGAUGUACUUGACAUUCCUGACGAUGUAGAAUGGAUACAAUUUUCCAUUUCAAAGUUUCCUCAACUUCCGGAUAAAGCGUUCUCCAGGUUAGCCCUUCGCGGGUUAUCUUUCUACAACUGCGACAUCGGACAUAUUCACCCCAAUGCGUUCGAGGGUCUUCGAAGCCUGGAACAAUUGACCUUUUACAGGUCGAAUAUUCGCAUUCUCAAAGCUUCGUGGUUUGAAACAUUGCACAACCUGACCCACCUUUUCUUGAACCGAAAUGACAUAGUGUACAUUGAGCCAAAUGUAUUCACGUUAACCCCCAAACUCCGGUAUUUGAACAUCGAGGAUAACAACGUGAACUGCAUAUCGAAGGAAGUUCUCGAUUCUUUAGGAAGCCUGGAACAUGUCCGACUGGGCAAAAAUCCUUGGCUAUGCAGUUGUUACGCGGAGCUCUUGGAGUGGGUGAACGACAGAGGCAUCAAUUACGGAUUGAGAAACUCAAUGGGAGAGAGAUUGGCGUGUAUGGUCGAAGAUGUAGAUUCAAUUAGAGAUUACUCACUACCGUUCUACAAGACAUUUAGAAACAUUUCCGUUUCACAGAAUGGAUACAUCGAAAUGAACAUAGCGAAGUCUGUUCGUUGCGUUGGAAAGAACCUUGCAGCUCUACACGAGAUGCCAGAUAACGCGAUAGCAAUCAGCUUUACAGACUCGCAAAUCUACAAAUUACCACGAUACGCCUUCUUCAGAUUCGGAAACUCUUUGAGGAGUUUGUUUCUCAGGAAUUGCAGCAUUAGCGAAGUGGACCCAGAAGCAUUCGUCGGUUUAUCGAGAUUGAAGGUGCUGUACAUAUUCAACAAUAGUAUCACCACGGUGAAGAGCGAGUGGUUCAAGGAUCUUCAUAACCUUGAGUACCUUAUUUUGGCUAGAAAUGCAAUCAAGCAUAUCGAGCCGAACGCGUUUGUGCUCCUCAGUAAACUGAAAUAUCUGACCCUAAUCAACAACAAGAUACAGUGCAUGUCCCCGUACGCUUUCGACCCACUGAAGCACCUCACGGAGGUCGUUUUAUUGUACAAUCCUUGGAUGUGUAGCUGUCAGGAAGGACUUCGGAAGAGGUUACACGAGAAACGAGUUAGUUAUACCGUAUCGCGUGGGCCAUGCAUAGGCGGAUACGUACAGGACAGCGAUGACCUGUAUGAUCAGACGUUCGAAAGACGAGAGGUAAAAGUCAAAGGCCAGAAAACUGGACUGGCCAAAAGUUCGGAAGUAACUCUGAAAGUUGACGGUAGAAAUUGGAUAAACAAACAAAGACCAGAAGUUAUGGAGGUAGAGGAGGUUGUUCACAAUCGAAACAUCGAAAUUUCCAACUAUGAAUACUACCGUCUCCGAGCAGAAGAACAGCUAGACAAUGCAUUGGCGUUCGAACGAACAGAACUCAAAUGGACAACGUCCCCGAUUGAAAUGACUACAGAGGUCGAUGAAGGAGAAAAUUGGCAUGUAACAGUAAUUCCAUCAGAAAAUUCGUACAGUUUUCGCUGGGGCACAAUAUGGGCUGUCUCAUUAAUUCCUGCGGAUGCAGAGGUCAUUAAAUUUUAUGCAAGUGAUGUACAAACCGUAUUCACUGGCAUUUUUGCUCGUUUCGGUGAGAACUUGAGAGUACUUAAAUUUGAAAGAUGUCCUGUACAGGAUAUUGAGCCACAAGCCUUUGUCGGGCUCGUAAACCUGGAAACACUUGUCUUGACCUACAGUAAAAUCCAUGUGGUUAAAUCUGCUUGGUUUGAAAAUAUUCCGAAUUUGCGAAAAUUAAAUUUAUCACACAGCCCGAUUACUAAAAUCAAUGGAGGUAUCUUUGAGAUACUGAGAAAUCUGGAAGAGCUUGACAUUUCACACAACAAAUUGAACUGCGUUAACAUGAACGGACUCUCUCACCUUACAAAGUUAAAUAAAAUUCAUAUUCACGGUAAUCCUUGGUCGUGUCUGUGUCUGAGAACGCUGAAGGAGUGGCUAGACGAGCAGCAGAUCCAGUACGAUACCGAUUUCUCUGUCGAAGGAAUACUUUGGAAUUGCACCAAAGAAUACUCAAGCUUAAAAACGGCCAGCGAUCAUGAUACCAACUCCAUCGACAGCAUGAGUCCUUACGCCGAGGAAGAAAUGGAGGAGACAAAGAGAGUCAACAAUGUUCGAAGUUUUGAGAAGACCCGGGAAGAAACUUCGAGCUUGAUGGGAAAUUUUAAAAUUAUGCAAAUUGAUGAUAACAGCGUAGACCUGACCGUAACAGGCCAAAGAAUUGACGAAAAUGUUUCAACACCUAGUACCGUAGAAUCAGACACCGAAGUCCCUGAGGACCGAUGCUCGCUCAUUCAAAUGUGGCGGCUCCCCUUAGAGGUUUGGGUGUGCAAGGGUGGCGAUAUUCAGAUUUUGGAACAAAUACCAAGCGGCGCAGAGAGAAUUCAGAUCACCACCUCCGAUAUAUCCGUUAUUCCAGCCAACGCCUUUGUGCGCUUUUCAAAUUUAGUAGACUUGAUUUUUUACAACAUCAACGUUAGCGACGUGCACCCGUUGGCUUUUGCUGGCCUGAAUAAACUGGAGAGGUUGAUUUUCCGGGAAACAAACAUAACGACGGUAAGAUCGUCCUGGUUGCACAACCUCCCCAAUCUUACACGGCUUGGACUAGCAUGGAAUUUGAUCUCGGAAAUCGAACCUGACGUAUUUGAUUACCUGCCCAACCUCGAGACACUCGCCAUCCAGGGGAACAACCUUAGGUGCAUUUACACCAGCUCUCUUUCGUCUUUAAAAGAUCUGAGAGUUGUUACAAUGCAAGCUAAUCCCUGGAAAUGGAGAUGUCGUGAAGAAUUAACGAAUUUUCUUUACGCCCGUAACAUCACCUACGAAAUUUCUGGAACUACCGACGGACAACGCGUUAUUCCUAACUAAUUUCUUAGCGUCCAAUAACUUUGCGUCGGAAUAGUACCAUCCUCACCAUGUUCGGACGUGAAGAAGGGCAUGUCAAUCGUCUUAGUGCCUCGCCUGACAGUCUUUAGGAGAAGAAUGGAAUCAAUAUUCAAAAGUUGCAUUGCUCGCAAUUAGCCAGAUUGUCACCUCAAUGAAAUCCUUAACUCCGCCGAAAUAUUGUAUGUAUUAGUAAUGUGGCUGGGGUAUUUAUAAAUAUAAGAGUUUUGUGUUAUCAUCACUCAUUGACUAUAGUUUCAAUUUGCAAUAUCCAGCUAGUGCCGUCCGUCAAUUUCGCCGUCUCUCGACUUGAGCGAUACUGAUGUUAUACCUGCUUAUAACCGCGAGAAAAGUUUACAUAUUUACGUCUAUUUUCUCUAAUGCUUAUAAUUUAGGUCAAAAGCUGUGUAUUAGGGCGGUGGAAAAAGUACGAUUUUUAAAACGUCGAUCCGACGUCUGUGCGGCGAGAAAACUCAGAAACCUCAUAAUAAAAUAAUAAUAUUUUACAGU